AUGUCGAGAUUCAAGUCGCGGCCUCAUCCGCCCCCUCAGGAUAUACUCACCCCUGGUCCCGACCUCCCUUGGGAACUCGUCGGACCGGGCGAAUCUUAUCUUCUGGUCGAAUUAGAGAAACUCUACUGGGCAGGUGUUGAACGCGAACUGAAAAAUAUCAUCCAAACUCUUCGCGUAUGGCGACGGCCUGAAUAUUCAUAUAUCAGCAUUCCAGACGAAACGGACGAUUUUAUAUAUGGUUUCGAUACGUUCAUCGACCAGGUUUGUCAGGAGAGUAGGGAGUUUGCGCUUCGCUAUGGGAAGAGAAGGCGUCGCGAAGAUGCAGAUAAACCAUCUGCUAUUUUAGGGCAGGAUCAUAAAUCCGAGUAUGCGCUCAAACAGGCAUUUCUGGAUAAUAAGGCAGAGAGAAAUUCCAUGAGAAUUAGAGGAGAGGUUAGGGCCGAAAUCGAGAAUCUUCCCCAACUCGAAGGUCUCGAGCUGCGAGCAGCCAUGUUACUGCAAUCUGCUGGUAAGUUAUUCUCUUUUCGAUGUUUAGUUCACUUGCUCAUAUCAAUUCCAGGGUUCCUGGACAUCGACAAAAUCACCGAAUAUCGACCCCCUCGAGACAAGUCAAGGCCAAGACCAGGGAUACCUCAACUCACACUCACAAUCAACGAACACUCCCAGCCCGAAUUUCAUCCUCUACACUGCUCCGCCUGCAACGCCAUCAUCUACGACAGCAUGUUCGCCAGACAACCAUUCGUACCAAAGCCCUACACUAUCUGCUCCGAUUGCUACUGGGCCCAACACUACAGCGAUCCUGCCUUCGUCAAAGUCCACAAACACUCCGUCUUGCACGCCAUCGACACGUCGACCAGCGGACGACUUUGCAAGUGCGAAUCCGUCCCGCAUUUCGAUUCGUCUGGUCGUUCGCGCUCGCUGUUCCCUCUUAACCCCAACGAUCGACAUAUCACGUCCGGCAAGGACCGCUGCCCUCUGUUGGAUCUAGCUGGUAUGGUCUCUCAUGCGAAAUACCGCGGCUUGCUUUCUAGCAUAGGGAUGAAGCCUCAAGGCUCGGAGUCGGGCUCUGUGGGGCGAAUGAUCGAGCGAGUGAAGUCGAUAAAGCUGGGGAAAGCAGACAGAAAGAAUAAUGCGAGUCAAGUAGGGACGGGACAUCUGAGAGACAUGGAUCACACGGCAGGCCCUCCGGCAGAAGACGAUAUUCCAGCAUUUUUUCGCCAUCGCACCGAGAACAACCCAUUCGGGGAUGAGCAUAUGGCGUUGAGAGUUGGGCCAUUGGUUAUCGAAAACGGUGUGGAAAGUACCAAGUCAGGUGCCCUGAUAACCCUAAGGAACCCGCCUGUGUUCCAUGAGCGUUUUGAGCACGCAGCGAGCCAGCCUGCUCUCAUGGUAGAUGGAACUCCAGAGAGACUUCUCUGGCAGCAAUCAAACCGGCUAGUUAGCCAGCCCAAGCGAUACAAAACCAUGAUGAAGCAAGUGGUUGGCGUGCCGUUCUCAGGUCUCGUUAGGUCCAAGCAGGAUCAGGAGCUGGAAAUCCUCAAGCUCGUGGUAGAGGCGAGUCAAUCGGCCACUGCUUCCUCAGAAUCAGAUUUACAACAAGACCUCGACUCGCGCAUCUCUCGAAUCCUCGACCAACUCCAGGAUCUCCUUCUCCCGCGCGUGAGAGUCUACCUGUCUAGCAUCGCAUCUCAGCUUCUCAACCCAUCAACCACACUAACAUGGAACCCGACAAGCAACACCUGUCACUCCUUCUGUACCUCCCUGCUUGACCCAACUCUCUUCACUCCUUUAGUCAACGGACCUCCCAAGAACCCUGACACCAACACUAAUCCCCUCUACCUAAUCAGCUUCUACACCCCUCCUCCCCAACCCAACCAACACCCCUUGACUCAAACUCCAACUCCAAUCCCAAGAACCAAACACGACAUCCCUCCGGGCCACAUCCAAGAAUUCCUCAUCCAACCCUCCACCUCCCCCUCCUCCAACCUCAUCGACUCCCUAACCCACUAUUCCACCGACUAG
Messenger RNA from Aspergillus melleus, 2022 nucleotides. RefSeq lists its product as uncharacterized. The transcript has 5 exons. The record is from RefSeq and is a predicted model, not a curated record. Bases 1 to 2022 code for a protein of 673 amino acids. NCBI's taxonomy places the organism in Eukaryota, Fungi, Ascomycota, Eurotiomycetes, Eurotiales, Aspergillaceae.